AUGAAUUUCAAUUUGAGUCGCGCCUUCAUCGCUCAGUCUGCCGUCGCGCCUCGCCUGUCUCCGUCCUCGCAGUCCUCCAAACCCGACCCCUUGUCUCUUCAGAGGCACCUUGUGCUCGCCGUCGCUGCCUCGCCCGUCACCACCUCUCGUCGCGCCACUGGCGGGACUGAAGGUGCAGAUAUAGGUGUGCCAAUGCCACAAAAGAGUUCUUUGAAAGCCCCGGGUCAAGGGCCGGAAAUGCCAGUUGCAAAGGAGGAGAAAGCUUCUACAGCUACGAAGAAAUCCAAUGAUGAGAUCGACGACAUUUUUGCAUCGAAAAAGAGGAAGAAAAGUGAAAAAGGGGAUGCCAAGAAGCCAGCUGAAAAUGGCAGUGGGAAUACGAAGAAGAUGAAGAAAAAGAAAAAGGAGAAAGGUUUAACACAGAGUGCAUUAGGCGACCAACCUUCUCGUCCUAGAAAGAAAACAGUGGAUGGGCUCACCAUCUACACAGAGGACGAGUUGGGUAUCAGCAAAGCAGACGCUGGUGGUACGCCGCUCUGUCCAUUUGACUGUUCUUGCUGCUUUUGAGUAUAGUCCUUGCGUAUUGGAGAUCAUCCAGUCGUUCUUGUUGUAACUUAUUUGCAAUUUUUGGCCCUUCACCUCAAGGUUCUUUGUGUUU
Rhodamnia argentea is the source of this 658-nucleotide messenger RNA. RefSeq lists its product as uncharacterized. The transcript has 3 exons. The coding region runs from base 1 to 567 and encodes 188 amino acids. The record is from RefSeq and is a predicted model, not a curated record. NCBI's taxonomy places the organism in Eukaryota, Viridiplantae, Streptophyta, Magnoliopsida, Myrtales, Myrtaceae.